Molecule: messenger RNA, 3758 nt
Organism: Equus quagga
Lineage: Eukaryota; Metazoa; Chordata; Mammalia; Perissodactyla; Equidae
Gene: GJA5
Product: gap junction protein alpha 5
Exons: 4
Coding region: 446-1522 (358 amino acids)
Biological process (GO): cell communication
Cellular component (GO): connexin complex
Source: RefSeq, a predicted model, not a curated record
CGACAGAUACGGAUUAAAUAGAGGGUGGAAGAGGAGCAACUGACAGGCUCAAGAGCAAGAAACAGUGGGCAGUCAGAGAAGAGGCGGCCAGAGAACUAAGAAGCCAAUGGAAAUUCCAGAGAGGAGGAAGAGAAGAAGUUUCCUGCAGAGUAUCAUGUCCCUGCUGUGCGUUGUGAGCAAUCCGGCCUGCCACUCACUGUCGGAGGAAAGAGGCUGGUGAGACCCAGAGAGGAAGCCGGCGGGGAGAGACACCCACUGAAGGUCUCCUUUCCUCCUGCGUGCAGGUGCUGUAUCUUCAGUGCCUCAGAAGAUGCCUGGCACCUGGUAACCACUUAAUAAUCUUACUAAAUGAAUGAAUGAAAGAGAAGAACGACAUUGUAGGCAGAGGGAGCAUGAGGAGCCAAGACAAAGAGAAGUCUUGGCGUUUGUCCUCUGCUGAGCCAAGAUGGGUGACUGGAGCUACCUGGCAGAGUUCCUGGAGGAAGUACACAAGCACUCCACAGAGAUUGGCAAGGUCUGGCUCACAGUCCUCUUCAUAUUCCGCAUACUGGUGCUGGUCACGGCUGCUGAGUCAUCCUGGGGGGAUGAGCAGGCUGAUUUCCUGUGCGAUACGCUGCAGCCUGGCUGCGAGAACGUCUGCUACGACCAAGCCUUCCCCAUCUCGCACAUCCGCUAUUGGGUGCUGCAGGUCAUCUUCGUCUCCACACCGUCUUUGGUGUACCUGUUCCACACCAUGCACAGGGUGCGCAUGCAGGAGAAGCAGAGGCAACGGGAGGCAGAGAGGGCCAAACACGUGCAGGGCGCUGGCUCUUAUGAGUACCCAGUGGCUGAGAAGACAGCUCUGUCCUGCUGGGAGGAAGGGAAUGAAAAGAUUGUCCUCCAGGGCACUCUGCUCAACACCUAUGUCUGCAGCAUCCUGAUCCGCACCACCAUGGAGGUGGCCUUCAUUGUGGGCCAGUACCUCCUGUACGGGAUCUUCCUGGACACCCUGCAUGUCUGCCGCAGGAGUCCCUGCCCCCACCCCGUCAACUGUUAUGUAUCCCGGCCCACUGAGAAGAAUGUCUUCAUUGUCUUUAUGCUGGCUGUGGCAGGACUGUCCCUCUUCCUCAGCCUGGUUGAACUCUACCACCUGGGCUGGAAGAGGAUCAGACAGCGAUUUGCCAGGUCACGGCAGGGCAUGGCUGAGUGCCAGCUUCCUGGCCCCUCUGCUGGCAUAGUCCAGAAAUGCACACCACCGCUUGACUUCAAUCAGUGCCUCGAGAAUGGUCCUGGGGGGAAAUUUUUCAAUCCCUUCAGUAACAAGAUGGCCUCCCAGCAGAACAUAGACAACCUGGCCACAGAGCAAGUGCGAGAUCAGGAGCAGAUUCCUGGGGAAGGUUUCAUUCAUAUCCGUUAUGCCCAGAAGCCUGAGGUACCCAAUGGAGUCUCCCCAGGUCACCGCCUCCCCCAUUGUUACCAGAAUGACAAGCCUCGUCUCAGCAAGGCCAGCAGCAAGGCCAGGUCAGAUGACCUAUCAGUGUGACCCUCCAGCGUGAGGGAACCAGAACCAAGGGGGAACAAAGGAGGCUCAGAGAGGGAAGACGUGUCCGUUCUGACGGCGUCUCUCUCAUUCUCAUCACUGCUCUGCUCCUUUUGGGCUCUGGAUCUCAAUAGCAUUGCUCAUUUAUUCCAGAAGGUAUGACCAGGGCUCAGCAAGUGCAGUCAGAGACAUGGCUACCCACCCAGGCUGCUGUCCCUUCCCAAUCCUCUACCCAGUGUACUCAGUGAAGCCUUUCAGUUUACUCAUUGGACAAGUAAGAGGAAGAGAAGGGAACCAUGGCAAAUCUGGCCUGGGACAGAUAGCCAGAGGGACAAGAUGACUCUCUCUACACGAGCCAAAUACCAGAUGGGUUCUCCAAGUCUCUAUGGCUUCUGUGUGUGUGCGUGUGUGUGUGUGAGGGAGAUUGUCACUGAGCUAACAUCUGUGCCAAUCUUCCUCUACUUUAUAUGGGAUGCUGCCACAGUAUGGCUUGAAGAGGGGUGCUAGGUCUGUGCCCAGGAUUUGAACCUGUGAACCCCAGGCCGCUGGAGCAGAGCAUGAGAACUUAACCACUAUCCAACUGGGCCAGCCCUCCUUUUGGCUUUCCUGACCUGAUCUCUUCCUGCUGCAAGGAAGAGCCCAAAGUUCCCAGCCAAUAAAGAGCAUGAAUGAAGGAACUUGUGUUAGAUGUGCCGUUCAAUCUAUUGUCUCCUUGGGCCAUACUUUAGAGUUCUGGUGAGGUUUCUUUAGGCCGCCCUUGGCUACCCCCUCCCUCUACCCAGUCUUACUUAAAAAGAGGUCAUUGGAACUUGAUCAGCAGCCUCAGCUUUACAAGUGCCUUGAUCUGUACCUCUGGCAAAUGUCCCACCUUGGUGAUGUUGCAGCCUUUCCUUCUGGCAGAGUGUACAAGCAGCCUAAGAAAGUGCAAGCUCCUCUAGGGAGUCACUGUGUACACAGACUCCACUGGAAUUCCUGCCACCACCUGUCAUCCUGUGGCUCUUUUACAGUUCAACCCAAUGAUAGAAACCAUCCCUUCUCUUUCUCCCUUGGCUGUUCACUCAGUGUUCCUCCAAAGACCCUAUCAACUGGAAUGCCCCAGAAACUGUCAUCGUCUCUCAGAUCUUGACCAGAUCACAGCCAUGGAGGCCAGUGGAAUUUCCCUGGACCUAUUAAAACAAAGAGGGCAUUGUGCUUCUAAGAUUCCCCUUGGGAAAAAAUAAUUCUGCUGUGAAGAUGAAAAUAAAAAAGGAGAGAAAAUACUGGAAAAGGAUAUUUCCCUCCUAUUUAUUUCCCUUGCUAGCUGUCAACUUAAGAGUGCCAAGAGGUGGUGCGAUGACAGCUAUAGAGGCUCCGCAGAUCGCUCUCUCCCUGGAGGAUUUAGUCGGGGCAUGGAAGCAGUAGGGGAAUCUCCAGCUCCCUUGGCAGGGCCCUUGUUUAAGAGCAUAGAGAUUCCUAUGGUGCUCCUGAUGAGACUGCCACAUGGGGACUUCAAAAAAGCCCUGCCUUCCCCAGGGACUGGCCUGGUUUCUCUAUUCAGUCCACUCAUAAUGGGUGGUUGCCAUUUUGGAUGAAGAUAAAGGAUGCUCAAAACUGAAUACCAAGACUUAUAGGGAGAUGAUUACUUUCUAAAAUGCAUAUGUGUGUGUGUACACGUGCUGAUAGACCGGGUGAAGGAGAGGGGAGUCCUGAAAUAAGGAAAGGAAAUCUUAGGGAAAAUUGUGUCUUCCUGCCCUCCUUUCUAGAUGCCUGGCAGAGAGCCUGAGCCUCACUGUUUUCAGUAUCAUCAGCCUAAACAGAUAGGCAUGAAAAGUAGGAACAGAGGAGGGUGAAGGCUCAGAAGGAGGCUCAGCCUCUGCCCUACCUGCCCAUCUCUAGGCCUCUCUGUUGAUACCUAGAUGUUAUUGGUGGGUGGAAAGAAGGGUGAAGAUAGAGAGGUGGAGGGAACUGAUUGGGAUGCCAGUUAGAAAAGAAUGACUGGUCAUCCCAGGUCCCUGGAGGGGGCACCUUUCUAUAUUGUCUGGCAUUGGCAUUGACUUUCUCUCUCUCUCUCUCUCAAAAAAAAAAAAAAAAAAAAAAAAAAAAGCCUCUCUCUCCUUCCAUCUCUGAAAUGUGUUUGUUUCAUGAAACGAGUGUUCCUGGAUUAUAAAUUCUGUGAGACCAGUCCUUGAUGAUGUGGCUUCCAGGAAAGAAAAAGCUGUAAAUGUGUAGUUUGUCUUAAUAAAAUUUGGCCCUACAUCAA